AAAAAUUGCUGCCCCAUUGCUGGCUAUAGUAGUAGGGAGGCUCGAGAUGAUGGUAGUGUUGUUAAGUGAUGUGGGUAGUGGAUUUGAUGUGGUGACUUUGGUUUCAGAACAGCAGAAGAUAUGCCUUUCACUGGUUAGAGCUUUGGUUAAUUUCCAAUGCUUUUCUUUGUCAUUGAGUCCUUGGACAUUAAGUGUAGAAAUUGUGAUGAGAUUUUUGAGAUUGUUUGUUGUUAGAAAUGAUUUGGUUGUGAAUUUUAUAGUUGAAGUUGGUGAGGAAGGUGUAGGUAGGGGACUUGUUGGGUUGG
Acaulospora morrowiae is the source of this 305-nucleotide messenger RNA. The record is from the annotation of a GenBank genome assembly. NCBI's taxonomy places the organism in Eukaryota, Fungi, Glomeromycota, Glomeromycetes, Diversisporales, Acaulosporaceae.